Molecule: messenger RNA, 2322 nt
Organism: Effrenium voratum
Lineage: Eukaryota; Dinophyceae; Suessiales; Symbiodiniaceae
Source: the annotation of a GenBank genome assembly
AUGGCCAGCGGGCGUGAACAGACACCCCCUCCAGUUCAGUUUACCAGUGAUGCUGUUGCAAUCAGUUUCAAGAUGAGGGGGCUGACCUUGGAGCCCUUGAUGCAGAGCAAGCCUUUGAUGAAGGCGGUGAAGAAGGCACUUCGUGGGGCCCUGGCUGCGGAAUGUGGCCUGGGUGUUGGCACGGAGCAUGUAGCUGUUAGCCUCUCUGAGGGUUCUGUUGUCGUGGAUGCCAACGUUUGGCCUCCAACUAGCACAUCAUGCGCCUUUGUCAAGGACAAGCUGAAAGCCUCUUCCACGCUGGUCAUUACUAUACAGACAUGGGUUAAUGAUGUGCCUGGCCUCGACAAAGUUGCGAGCAACCAAGUCAAAGUUUCAAAGAGCUCAGUAAGCGUGAGUGUUAUUCGGCCUGACGAAGUCGAGCAAGAAGAACAGGCGGGUCAGCCUGCAGAUGUUGGCAGCCCACGCCAAGGUCAGCGCAGUGACAAGAAGGAGAAGCUUGCGAUCACUGGGCAGCUGGCAGAUGCAAAGAGCCUGUUGGAGAAGGAGAGGGAGCAAAUACUGAGCCAGUGCAAGGUGCUGCAGGACUGCUUGCAAGAAGCCGAGCGUGAUGCCGUGACCUUGAGGUCCGAAUUGGAGCAAAUCAAGCUACGAUCCCUGGCCCCAGAGGCGAUUACUGCCAGAGUCGUGCACCGCUGGUCACAUCUAGUGGCGAUCCUCCACUGGAGUCCAGUGGAUUGGUUAUCGCGGCUGAGAAUGGUCGUGGCAGGGGCAGCUUUGCAGUCCAUCCACUUUGACGAGGAGGCAAACGAAAUAGCAAACACAGCACAUCGAUCAGCUCAUCGGUCAGCUCAAAUUCUUUGGCGAUGGGGUCGUGCAUCAGCCCUUUUGCUCCAUCGUCAAGUGAUUGUAGCUCAUCGCGAUGCUAUUUUUGGAAGCAGCUCGUUUUGCCGGGCAUUGGUAUCUUGGGCAAGGAUUGUUGCAGUGCUGGGCAGAAGCCAUGCCGAGAGUUCAGCGUGGAUAGUUCAGGCAUGGGCACGGCUCGUGUCCAUGUUGGACUUGGUCGACGUCAGGAACAAGCGCUGUGGGCACGAGGUGGACGAGACGUUGCGCAAUUGGCCCCGAUUGGCCCAUUUGCUGAUAGUGUCGCAUCAGACAAGCUGCUGGAGACUGGUUCUGAGUAGGUCUGCCAAGCUCUCGACGGUUUUGAAUCGAUGGAAUCGCCUGGGGCACAAUGCGUGUGGGCGCAUGCUGCAAGAUCAGGAUAAGGUCAAGCUCCUCAUCCAAGAACGGCACAAGAAAGCCCAGGCCAAGAAGGUGGAUGCGCACAAUAUUGUUCCAGUGUGGGCAGCGUCAGACAAGCAGGAGACCGCAGCUCGCACCAUCCGGAAGAAGAUCACGCUGUCGCUGUCCACCUACCUGACCGAUUUUCCAUCAGUUCUCCGACACCCGCAUUCUUCGCCCAAGGAUGAAUUGCCAGAGCCCAUUGAUUGGGAAGCUGCAGAGAGGUCAUUAGAGGUGGACUGGUCUGUGAAGCCAGUGACUGGUUUCCAGCCAGGCGCAAAGGCAGGACUUGGCGCGCUGGAAGAGUUUACCACUCGUUUAUCUAGGUAUGCAGCCAAGCGGAACGAUCCCAACGUGGAUGCCUUGUCCGGCUUGUCCCCAUGGCUGCACUUUGGGCAAAUCUCUGCGCAGAGAUGUGCUUUGCGUGUCCGCUCGGCAGGGGAGGCCAAAGGUGUCUCCUCAGACGUGCAGAAGGGCUGUGAGGCCUUCAUAGAAGAGAGCGUCGUGCGUAGAGAAUUGUCAGACAACUUUUGUUUCUACAACGAGAAUUAUGAUUGCUUGGAGGGAGCGGCAAACUGGGCCCGGCAGACGCUAAAGGACCAUGAAAAGGAUAAGCGAGAGUACCUUUACUCCAUAGAGGAUUUGGAGACGGGCAAGACCCAUGACGACUUGUGGAAUGCAGCCCAGCUCCAGAUGGUAAGGGAGGGGAAGAUGCAUGGCUUCCUGCGCAUGUAUUGGGCCAAAAAGAUUCUGGAGUGGUCGCCAAGUCCCAAAGAAGCUUUACAGCGAUGCAUUAGACUCAAUGAUCGCUAUGAACUGGACGGUCGCGAUCCGAAUGGGUAUGUGGGCUGCAUGUGGAGCGUGUGCGGCGUGCAUGAUAUGGGCUGGAAGGAGCGCAAGGUGUUCGGCAAAAUUCGCUUCAUGAAUUACGACGGGUGCAAGCGAAAGUUUGAUGUUGCUGGCUUCGUCGCAAAGUAUCCUGGCGCUAAGCCUGCUUCUGCGGCUGCUGAGCCGCCGUCCAAGAAGAAGAAGACGAAAUGA